AUGAAUAAAACUGUUAAUGUUUCAAUUUUAAUGAGUGAUGGAAAGAAACACGGCUUUACUGUACCAUUUUCAGAGAUUCUUCAGAACUUUGUUACAUUAAAAAUAGGAGAUAUUCGGGAAUUAAGCAUUUGCCAUUGCUCCCUAUCACCUGAUGAUGUUAACUAUUUAAUGCCACUAAUACCUCCUAAUUUGCAAUCUAUAAGGCUCUCAAAUUUAGGAUUAAAGCAUAAUCAUUUAAAAAUCCUUGUCAAAAAACUUAUGACAAUUAACCUAGUAUCUAUUGACCUAUCAAACAACCCAAUAGCUGAUGAAUCCAUAUGGAUUUUGCUUGAUUUAUUGGGUAAAAAGACGUCAUUAAUUGAUAUUAACCUUAGUUAUUGCAAUUUAUCAGGGAAUGGUAUGUUCCCUCUAUUAAAUGGCAUAUCAUGCCAAGAAAUUAACUCUCUUGAUUUAUCAGGAAAUACUUUUGGUUAUAUUGGAGCAAAUUACUUACAAAAUUACAUCCGAAAUAAGCCAAAAGUUAACUAUAUAAUUUGCACGUCAUGUGAACUGUCCCCAUCUGAUAUUGACACGAUUCUUCAAGGUAUUCCGGAAGAUAACCAAAUUCAUAUUGAUUUACGCAGUAAUGAAAAGAUUUUAGAAAGGAAAUUACCUCCUAAUGUUUAUGCAAAUCAAUAUCAUAUGAAAUGA
Molecule: messenger RNA, 690 nt
Organism: Trichomonas vaginalis G3
Lineage: Eukaryota; Parabasalia; Trichomonadida; Trichomonadidae
Exons: 1
Coding region: 1-690 (229 amino acids)
Source: RefSeq, a predicted model, not a curated record